Actinia tenebrosa (Australian red waratah sea anemone) is the source of this 2564-nucleotide messenger RNA. RefSeq lists its product as uncharacterized. The record is from RefSeq and is a predicted model, not a curated record. NCBI's taxonomy places the organism in Eukaryota, Metazoa, Cnidaria, Anthozoa, Actiniaria, Actiniidae.
GAAAAUCAACACUGUGACAGAUAAUUGACAGGUAUCAUAGAUAUUAUGGGUUGGGAAGCUAAAUAUAAAUAUAAAACGUUACCGCCCCCAAAACAACGCCUAUAAUUCCUAUGCCCGGCCAGGUAUGAAAUUCCAAAUAUAUAUGAAUACCUAGCCUGAGUAUCAGGCCUUCAAUGAGAAUGAAUACCUGAUGUAUUGAUGCAUUCACUGAUACAAAUUGACCUGCGAAACUUGAACAGCGAACAGAAUAAUUAGAGAGAGAAACGAAGCUGCCUUCGAUUUGACUUGAACCCACGAAGCAGACAGGAAGUACAGUAUAAGAGUGCAUUAAUGCAUUCAUAAUAUAACAGGUAUCCUAAUCCCUGUUCAAGAAACAGCUGACUUCAGGGUUGUGACGUUUUACCUGAAACAAUUAAGAGUUUUGGGAAAAAUCCUUACCUGACGAAGAAAUGACAACUGUAUUUUUGUAAGAGCUCUGAAAGUCCAAGACGUAUUGGGUUACCUGUGGUGUCCUAAACCAUGAUGCAUUGCGACAUAAUAACAUUACGUCACAGUGUUUACAAACGAAGCACAACAAUAACAAGACAAAACAAUAUCUCAUGAAAAACAUGCUGGAACUUUAAAAAAGACGGCCCGAUUGCCGCGUUUUAGGAGCAAAACGAAUGAUAAAUAUGUUUUCUAUUACGAAAAGGCUAGAACAGGCUAAACAAGCUGCCUGUCCAAGAGAACAUCAAGAAUUAGAGCACAUUAAAGCUGGAAGAAACGCAGAGACCUCUUUUGUGGCGAACCUGAGACUUCAAAGCGGAAUGGAUGCUUCGUCUAUUUUCUGCGGUCUUCGGGUUCCUGACGAAUAUCAGAGAAGAAGGAGAGAAAUUGAUGUCGUUUUACUUGUUAAUUCGGGAAUAUUUUGUAUUGAAGUUAAAAACUGGGGUGGAAAUGUGAAGAUAAGUGAAGACGGCAAUUCUUGGAUUCAAACAAAGAAAAGAAAAAUGUCCGAUAACUCAUACAUUACUAGCUUUGUUGAGCAAGAAAAUGGAUCUAUCGCCGUGAAACAAAAGGCAAUGUUACUUAAAGAUCACUUUUCAAGAAAGGGGGUAUUCAUCCACGAAAAACAACUUAAAUACUUCGUGAUUUUUGUCAAUAAAAACUGCGAGUUGGAUUCAAAAAUUCGCGAAGACCCGACUGUCAUCACCCCUGACAAAACCGAGGAAUUCAACAAAAGCUUCAAAAAAGGAUAUAUAGAAUCCCUCCACGAGGCAAUAACCCCAUCCUUGAUAUCUGGAAACCUUUCUUUCUCUGUGUUGAGCAGUCUAAAAUCUGUCCUGUCAUCUGUCGGGACAUGGGAUAUUAUUGAACUGAAUGGGGGGAARCGGUUGUACGGAGAUUUCAAAGAAUGUCCUGGAGUAUCCCUUGAUCGUAGUAAAACAGAAGCACUAGAAAUAUCCCAUCAGAGGAACUAUACUCUAAGUAUGGCAUGGGCAGCGAUAGGAUACACACCAAAAGUGACUGUUUCUCUUCUUGAGAGAAAUGGUGCGGGAUGGAUAUGGAAUUCUUAUACAGCGGUCGUCAAGAUUCCUUAUGAUACUGAAAUUGUUUUCAGGGUUUGUGGUGAUGAGCGGGAUUCAAAGAUUUCUAUCAAUGAUGUGAUUCGAAUCAAAAUAAGUAUAUAAUCACAUCCUUGUUUAGUUAAUUCUUCGUUUGCAAUAGACGUCAUAGUCGCCAUGUUGGAAGAAUUUGACAAACGAUUUUUCAAUGAAUUCUUUUGUUAUAUCUUCCAACAUGGCAGACAUCCCUUUUGUUAUUGUGCUCUCUUGGGAUUGAUUGCAAACCAAGAAUAUGGCCCAUUCACUUUGAUUGACAGAUAUCAAUCAAGCUAAAAUUUGAUAGUUGCUAUAAGAUGUGAGAAUGCAAUUGAUCUUAUAAUACUAUACUCAUUUAAAAUUGCAUAAGGACUGCAAAAGUUAUGCAAUUCAAUUACUCAAGUAUAUUUGCAGAGGCAUAUAUUGCCGGCAUGCAUGCCAGUAACCAAGCACAGGAAAUUCAUUGUAAUGCUUUGUAAAAUUGCAAUUGARAUUUGCAGCAUAUUUAAUGCAUUUUUUUUUUUAAAGACUAAGAACAACCUCAAGAUAAAAUUUAGAUGAGAUGUCAUGAUAAUAACUAGUGGGGACUGCUUUUGGUGUGUUGAAUACAACAAGUGAAUAUGAAUGACUAUCGGCAACAGUAGUUGAGACUGACUUGGUGUGUCAAUUACUACAAGUGGGUGGGAAGUUAAGGAAGCUUAAAACGUUUGUAACUAUACUGAAGUUUCGAAUAUUAGUAUUCAUCAGAGUGAAAGAGGUGUACAUGGUUGAAGACGGAGGGACAAAUUUUUAUGAAUAUAUUUUGCAAAUGUAACUUUGAUUCAUCUUAUUUAAAUAAUAGACAUUUAAUAAUAUAUUGAGCAGAACAUUGUGCAUGUAAUGUUGUGUUUGAGUGCGUGCAUAAUUUGCUAUUAAUGUAAGCCUAAUAUAAAGUAUUUUUUUGAUAUUUAUUAAUAAAAAAUGGUCUUUUUUGAGACCAACUGU